This is a messenger RNA of Phycodurus eques (leafy seadragon), 3630 nucleotides long. RefSeq names its product ras-related protein Rab-3A-like. Gene Ontology annotation, cellular component: synaptic vesicle; endosome; synaptic vesicle membrane. Gene Ontology annotation, biological process: protein localization to plasma membrane; regulation of exocytosis; axonogenesis. NCBI's taxonomy places the organism in Eukaryota, Metazoa, Chordata, Actinopteri, Syngnathiformes, Syngnathidae. Gene Ontology annotation, molecular function: GTP binding; GTPase activity. The transcript is spliced from 5 exons. The coding region runs from base 79 to 738 and encodes 219 amino acids. The record is from RefSeq and is a predicted model, not a curated record.
UCUGUCAAUCAAGAGGUGCACGCGCUACUGCAGGUGCAACUACUGCAGCGAAGCCAAGAAGAAACCACGCAUUUCACGAUGGCGUCUGCAAAUGCCACAUACGGACAAAAGGAGUCGUCAGACCAGAACUUUGACUACAUGUUUAAAAUCCUCAUCAUCGGCAACAGCAGCGUCGGCAAGACGUCCUUCCUCUUCCGCUAUGCAGACGACUCGUUCACGCCAGCCUUCGUCAGCACGGUGGGCAUCGACUUCAAGGUCAAGACCAUCUACAGGAAUGACAAGAGGAUAAAGCUGCAGAUCUGGGACACAGCCGGCCAGGAGCGUUACAGGACCAUCACCACAGCCUAUUACAGAGGAGCCAUGGGUUUCAUCCUCAUGUAUGACAUCACCAACGAGGAGUCCUUCAACGCUGUGCAAGACUGGUCCACUCAGAUCAAGACCUACUCGUGGGACAAUGCUCAGGUGCUCCUGGUGGGGAACAAGGUUGAUAUGGAUGAUGAACGGGUAGUGGCCACAGAAAGGGGCCGGCAGCUGUCAGAACAGCUUGGUUUCGAGCACUUUGAAGCCAGCGCCAAAGACAACAUCAACGUGAAGCAGACCUUUGAGAGGCUGGUAGACAUCAUCUGUGAGAGGAUGUCUGAGACCCUGGACAACAACGACCCCACUGUCAGCGGAGCCAAACAAGGGCCGCAGCUCACCGAGCAGCCGCAGAGGUCCCAUCAGGACUGUGCUUGCUAAACAACACAACACAACACAACACACACACACACACACACACACAGACACAGACACACACUCAUAUGCACUACAUCUGCUGUCAUGGGAGCCCAUAGACAGUACCUUUUUUAAUUUCUCUCAUCAGUUUAUGUCAUGUAAACCUGCAUAGAUUGAUUGAGCACAAAUAGACAGAGCCACACUCACACACACACAGGAGCUGACUGCUGCUGAGAUUAUCAACCCUACUUCCUCCUCAUAAACAGUCGAUUCCCAAAGAUGAGCUCUUUUCAAUCUAUAUCAUCCUCACAGCAUAAUGCUAAUUGAGUCACGAGCUGAGUGCGCUGUGACAUGCAAACAUUUCCACAUCGUCUCCCUCCCCCCAUAUACAUGUAGAUGGUAGGUACUGUACACGCAUAGAAUACAAGAGCCUGCUCUCACUGUUGUCUGUAAUUUGGUCAUGUCCAGUCCCUUACAUUCACGCUUCAAGUCCUAAUGAUUACAAAACAUUUGACUUGUUUUAGCCAUAGUCACACUGAGCAGAGUUAAUUUCCAAGUUGAAAGGUAUUCAUUGUUCCAUGUGUUUCUACAAUUAAACUUUAUGAAGCAAACAUGUAUUUAAAUGGGGGGGAAAAGACAUUGAUUGGAUCCUUUUUCUCAAAAUGCUAGUCAUCGUUUAAGAAUUUUGUUGCGCCUUGCAAGUUUUUUUAACUUGAAAAAGAAGCAGUACUUGUGAUUUGAAGUGGACAGCAGCAUCGGUUUGGUUUUUGGUGCUGCACCCCCUCAGUGUUUAUCAAUUUAGUGUCAUUGUUUUUUAACACAGAAGGGAUGAUAAUGAUAUAUUACUCACAAAAAGUUAGAGAUAUUGAUCUUUCUGGAGAAAUUUUAAGACAAACCUAAAAUGUACGUGAACUUAGAUACCCUGUAAAGUGAACGCAGAGAUUUGUUUCUAAAUACAUUAUACAUGUUUGAAGAUAAUUGAUGAAAAUGUGAACAGACUGAGAACUCUGUAGUACUCAAUUGUGGCAAUAUAGCUUUAAAUAGUUUUUCACCAUUUUCAGUUUUCCAGCUAAGAAAUAGCGCCCAGUGAUGCACUUUGAUGCCUACACACUGAAAAUGCAUCUUCCAGAAAGAUGGAAGAGGGGGAGAAUAAAAAAAAAAAAAAAAAAAAAAAAAGUCAGACAUAACUGCGAGUGUGUGGACUGGGGCUUUGUGCUGACGUUGCUGCUUUAGAGCGCCUCGUUGUCGCGGCGUGGAUAAGCCCUGCGAUGACCUUGUGGGAUUUAGUCCAGCCACCAGAGGGUAGAUGCUUGACAAAGUAGCAUCUGUUUUUUGGCUGUAGAAGUGGUGUUUGAUUGACGGUUGACAUUUGAUCGGGCCGUGGUUUCAGCAUUAAGCAGACACACCUACAGCAUUUGAGAGUGGAGACAGCGACUUGAUUUUCACAAUGUUGAAACUUCAUUUCAUAUACUUGGCGGUUUUAUUCUUUAAUCAUUCAAAUUUGUCAGUAUUGUUCACAACAUUCUUCAAUGUUGUGUGUCAAUUUUAGAAGACAAUCUAAACUUUUUUCCCCACACUGUUUCAGUACUUUAUGCACAAUUUGCUGUUUUCUGACAAGGAGUUGAAUUCACAACAGGUGUUUGAAAAAUUUCCAAGGAUGCCCACUUCCAUGCCUUACUGCGACUUUUCCAGUCUCUCUGUUGCAACCUGCUGAUGACACUCUGUGACAAGCUCUGAGCUUAUAGUGUCAGCAGGUUACAACAGAGAGACUGGAAGAGUCUCCUUGGACAUGUAAUGUCCCCCCGUCCCCCCCGAAAGCCCAAUUUCCUUAACUUUUUGUGAGUAGUGUAUAAUUGAGUGUGUAAAUAUUGAGAAAUUCAAUAGCUAUGCCUUUUAAGAUGCAUAUAAAUACAGAAGUAACCUAUUAUACAUACAGAAAUUAUUUCUGAAGAAUGGAUUCCUUCCCGUGCUUUCGGGUGCAUGUUGUCUGUGUUGCUGGUUGAAGUUAUUGGUGGUGACACAUUUCAGGACUUACAGGUGUUGUGUGUUUCUAAUAUAUAUAUUUUCUUUCACCAUGACCUGCCAGCACCCUCAGCUUUAUUUGGGAAAUGGAAAAUCAUAUUUUUUAGCAUGUUCAAUUUUGAAAUGGAAUUUAGUUGGUUUGCCUGUGUGUGUGUGUGUGUGUGUACUGUACAUGCGUUCACUGAUGUGCAUGCGAGAAUAUGGUGACGCUUUUAUUAUACUUUUUGUAUUAUUUAUAAGUAUUUAUUUUUCACACAUUCUUCCUGUAAUGCUGUGUUCUAAUCUGCAUCUCCUUUCUAAUCCUCGCAUCUUUUCGAUUUUUUUGUACAUGUCUGUGUUUACAAGCUCGAGAGGAGAGUAAAACAUUCCAGGCGUUUGGCGGGCAGCUUAUUUGUCUUUUCCAUAUCAGUUAUGUAACUUUUUAAGACAUGCCAGUGUAACAGCAGACUGUUCUCACAGAGCAAUAACAGGUCGCGUUAUCUCCUCCACUCUCAAAUAUCAGCAACACGAGCCCGCUGAUGGUUUUCACACAUGUACUAUAUGCGUCUGUGUGAGCAGUUUGCACCAAGCUUGAAAGGGGAAUCCAAUUAAAAGUACUGUUUAUCUUGCACUGGCAUACCUGUCAGCAGCAGCCCUUUCCAAAAAGGCAGUCCACUGAAUACACUGAACACAAAAUGUACGUCUUUUUUUUUUUUUCAGCCCCCCGACCAGUUUGUGUGGCUAUUAUUUGUGUUUUGCUUUGGCUGUAAACGUGGAUACGACUCAAGAACCCAGUCGUAACUUGUAAAUAGCUCUUUUCUGCCCAUCUAGUAUUAGUUGUGUGAAUUGUGCUGUAAUGUUGUGAUGCCUGAUUUGCUUAAAUGAGGGAUCAAUAAAUAAAUCCGAGCAGCUGAA